This is a messenger RNA of Naegleria gruberi, 2040 nucleotides long. RefSeq lists its product as uncharacterized. The record is from RefSeq and is a predicted model, not a curated record. NCBI's taxonomy places the organism in Eukaryota, Heterolobosea, Eutetramitea, Acrasida, Naegleriidae. The coding region runs from base 1 to 2010 and encodes 669 amino acids. The transcript has a single exon.
AUGAAUAGAAACUCAUCAAAGAAUACAGCUGAUAAAAAUCGGAAGAGUAAACAAUCAUCAUCUUCAAACGACAAGACCCGAAACAACAAGAAAGACUCACAAACAUCAAAAUCAAACAAGUUAGAAAGUAAACAAAUCAAUACAAGUGAAAAGAAGAAAGUUUCAUUUUCUUCCUCUGUAGAGGAAGCAAACCCUACCAGUAGUAGCAGUAAUAUUGAAAAGAAUAGUAUUGAACCAAAAAGAAAGUUAAGGGAUGUAGGAAAACUUAUAAUAUCACCACCCGAGCCAGUGGGAUAUCUAGUUGUAUACUCGAAUGCAAAAAAAGCUGUUAGACAAGAUCUAAUGACACUGUGGAAGUUAGAUCCAAACUCUGAGGAUUAUUCAGCCAGUGAACAAAAUUAUCUUUCAGAAAUUAGAUUCGGAACUGAUGAAAAGUCAAACAAUGUACAAAUUAAGAGAGCAGUCAAUAAGGAUUGGCCAAUAUUGGAAAAUCAUUGUCAUUUAACCUAUUUGGACAAUAGUACAGUAUUAAUUUUAGAGGAAGGAGCCUUGGUAGUGGUGAAUGGAGUUGCUUACAAAAAUUGUGACACCGACGAGAAUGAUAUUAUUAACACAAAUAGAGUCAGCAUAUCAAAUGGCGAUAUUAUUGAUCUAGAUGGAAGACUUUUGAUUUAUUCAAAGUACAACAAUCCAUCCUAUUUACAAGGAUAUCAGGAAAAGUUUGAUGAAUACAUUCGAGAAAGAAACAAGAGGAAGAGAGAUGAAGAAGAAGAAAAAAACAAGAAAGCAAAAGUUGAACAAGAUGAUGACAAUGAGGAUGAAGAUUUUGAAGGUCUAGAAGAUUAUGAGGAUGAGGAGGACUCAAUCGAUCAAGAAAUGAUAGACUCUGAGGAGAUUAAUAACACCCUUUCUGAAUACAACGAGGAUGAAGAGGAGGCACAAGAAAAUAACCAUGAAGAAGCAGAACUUGGUGGAUUAGAAGGAGAAAUAACUGUUGAUGAACAUGUUCCUAAGUUUUUCUCACAAUCCCCUCAAACACCUCAAUUGCGCGAUUUGAAAACAAAUCUAUUUAUCCAACCAGAGGAAAGUCAAAUAGAUGAGGAUAAUAUUGUAAUUGACCAAGAGUUCUUAGAAGAGAUUAUUGAAAAGUUAAAUGGUGAAGCAUCUGCUAAAAUUGAAGAAUUAGAAAAAAAAUUGAGUUCACAAGAGAAGAAUGAACAGGAGCACAAGGAAAAUAUUAAGAUUUUGCAAGCUAAACUAGAAGAAGAGUCGAACAAGUCCAAGAAAUUGGAAGAGGCAAACAAGAAGAUUCAACUAUUGGAAAAGCAAUUAGCUGACAAGGACGAAGAUAUUGAUGAGUUUAAGAGAUCACUUGAGAAGGCUGUGCAACGUGCAGAAAAAGGUGAUAAUUUGAAGAAGGAAAAUGAAAAACAAAAGUUCAAACUAAAGGAUAUGGAGGGAAAGCUUGAAGAAAAGAGUCGUCUUAUUGAAACAACUCUUGAGGAAAACAGAAUUUUAAAACUUAGCUCGGACAGUAUGAGAUCACAAUUGAGUCUUUUAAGAAAGAAUAGUUUUCUCUAUGAGAGCUUGAAGGACUUAUUACAAAAGAACGAGACGAAAUCAUUUUGGGAAAAUUUUGAAGCCAUUACAAAACUAGUUUCAGAAACCAUGAAAAAGAGUCAACCAACAACAACUAGUGGCACCAGAACUGUAGAUAAUGAUGCAACCUUGAUACUAUCAGCUGAUGAUAUUGAAUCUUCACAAAUUUCUUCUCCAAAUCAAAAAAGCAUUAAGGCAACUGCCAAGAAACCCCUCCUUCUUACCAAACAAGCCCUUGCAUUACCACCCAACAACCAUACCAGCAAAGGAAGUGCAAUAUUUGUGAAACCUCAAUACAAACCUACCAUAGAUACACAAGAACUGAUAGAUAAUAUGAUUGAUAAUACAGAUCAUGAUUACAGUGCAAUUUUAGAAGAAGAUUAUCAAGAUUAUGAAAAUCUUUCAGAUUAAAUUAUUUAAUAAAAAUAUCAAAAAAAUGGG